CAAGAUGCGCUACGACGAUUCCAACAAUACGGCUUAAGUAACAUCUAUGGUAUUAAAUCGACGUUGUCCAGACGGGAGGUCGUUCCAUUUCCACUGAUCCACACAAUUGGUGUAGCCAAGAGACACCAUUACAACAUCGCAGAUAUCAACAGCCAAACAAUAUCUGGAGAGCGAAACUCCACAGUUGAAGAGCUGCUGAAGAAUGCUUUUUAUCCCAACGCGGCUCCUGUUCCUAUAGGAAAAAUGUCUCGAAUUUCUAUUCCUUUACGAGCUGUUUCACCAGCUAUCGUUGUUCGUGGUGUUGAACACAUAAGAAGUCCAAGCGUUGCUGUUCAAUUGGUAGAGAUAAGAAAAGUGAAGCGGGUCGGUGGGGGAUACCCAUAUGGACCAAGAAACAUGUCGAUUGUCGAGUUCCCACAUCCACUAAAAGUGGACAAGUAUCUGGGGAGCAGUGUGGCAUUCGUGACUGGAAGCUACUCUCAGAGAAAUCGAUCAAUAAUCGACCAACGUACAGAUGUGUGGUCAAUUAAGCUUGCUGUAAUUACCGAAAGGUGGAUUGCAAACUUCUACAGGAUCAGUUACGAAUCAUGCUUCCGGAAACUCGGCCCAGUACUGAUUGCUGCAGCAAUACUUACAACUGUUUGCAUCCUACUGAUCACAUACUAUGGCGAGAGAUUCAACGGACCCCAUUUGAAUGGCCGAUGGUUUUCAGUCAAAGAUAUAGUUCGGACGAAUAUGGUGUUGAUGUCAUUACUUAUAAUGAACUUUAUUGGUCUCAUUCUAACCUUGGCAUUGCGUUAUUUUGGCCCAAAACGAAAAAUUGGUAUGUCGUUGUCAUCAAAACUGCAAGCAAAUGAAAACACAACCGUCUCAAACUUCCUCUUCUGGAUUUCGGUUUUUCAAUUUGCAAUGCUAUUCCUAUCCGAAGCCGCACUGUUAUAUCUAAGGAUUUACCAAUCGUCAAAUCCAUUGGUAACUGCUUACAAGGAAAAUGCCGAUGUAACUAUUACUGGUUUCAUCCUUUGGAUAAUAUAUCAUGGUGAAACUUUCGACUUACCACAUCUGAACGGUCGAUGGAUGUCAAUAAGAGAUGUGGUUAGAACAAAUAUAGUGCUGAUGUCGCUGUUGAUUGUAAACUUCAUUGGUCUUGUACUAACUGUGGCACUGCAUUAUCUCAGCCCCAAACGACGAAUAAGCAUGUCGUUGUCAACAAAGUUCCAAGCAAUGGAAAAUUCGAUUGUAUCGAACUAUCUUUUUAUGAUUUCUUCUUGUCAGUUCACGGCAUUAUUCCUCUCACAAGCUCUGAUUUUAUAUUUGAGGAUUUACGAAUCAGAAAAUCCUCUGGUAACUGUUUACAAGGAGAACGCUGAUCUCUUCAAUUAUUACACACUAGCGCUACCGGUGCUGUCAAUGCUUUACAUCAGGAAAGUGAAAAAUAAGCGAAACAUGGAUAUUAGAAAUCAUAUAAGUAUAAAAACUAUUGGAACUGUCGGAUGGGCCAACUACUCUGCAGUUAUUGAAAAGCAAUGGAAUUGA
Molecule: messenger RNA, 1536 nt
Organism: Haemonchus placei
Lineage: Eukaryota; Metazoa; Nematoda; Chromadorea; Rhabditida; Trichostrongylidae
Source: the annotation of a GenBank genome assembly